AUGCCUCCCAACCGCGUCAAAGGUGAUUUCACCGUGACUAGCUUUGGCUACCCAACGCCAAAAGAGAGGACAAUGUCCAACGAACCACCCGACAACAAGAUUGAAGAGUGGAAUCUGAAAAAAUCUCAAGGCAUCCUCGAGGACGCACAUGGCCAUCUUCCUGUCGGAUGUCGAAGAUCGCCCGCACAAGAUACUCAUCAUGACUUACCCCACCGUGAUGCCUCGCCUACAGAAGCCCGAGAGGUGGACGGUCAUCCGGGAGGGCUUCAUUUAGUCGGCAAAGAUGUCAAAACUGCACUCGACGCUAUCGAUAAAAUCAGAGGGCUUGUGGGUGGUAUCGUGACAGAGAUACCGCAGGUUGUACUUGUAGGAGACCAGUCAUCAGGGAAAUCAUCCUUACUUUCAGCGAUUGCUGGAAUCAACUUACCUCGGGGUGGAUCUACUUGUACAAGAUGUCCAACUAACAUCAAAACUUCUGAAGGACCGGCCUGGGAAUGUGAAGUCUCACUGCACAUCUCCUUUUCUUACGAUCAAACCAAGAAAGCUACAGCUCGAAGUUAUCAUUUCUGGGCUCAGAAUCCAACUACGGACGUAGUCCCAUUUAAGACUAUUCGUGAGGAAAGCGAGCUAGAAGAUGUCCUUAAGUGGGCACAGAUUGCGCUCCUAAAUCCCAGCAUUUCCCCUCAAGAAUUCGUUCCGGACUCGAACCUUGAGAAUGUCGCUUUUCUACAGCACAAGCAGUUACGUGAAAACAACGCAGUUAAAGAGCAGGCUGUGUACUCACCCAACGUUAUCGCCAUUUCAAUAUCCGCCCCUGGCCUUCCCGCUCUGUCUUUCUUUGAUUUACCUGGGCUUAUUGUAUCCGCUGCCAGCGACCAGUAUUUGCCUGAAGCAUUCAGAACGAUGACUCGAGAAUACGUUCGGCACGAAAAAUCUCUCAUAAUCUGUGCUAUGGCUAUGCAUAUAGACCCCCAGAAUUCGACAGCUCGACUACUAAUUCGACAGGAGAGAGCUGAACACAGGUGUGUCGGGGUUCUCACUAAUUCAGAUCGGGUAACUGAUACUAGUGAGUACACGGAGAUACUCCAAGGUCAUGAGUAUAAACUCAAGCAUGGGUACUUCAUUACCCGCCAACCUGGCCCAGACUGGAAGACGCCACCAGGCCCUCAAUAUCAUCAGUUUGCCCGGGAAUAUGAAACGAAGUUUUUUGAAGAAAGUCGGCUCUGGCGUGAAGGCGCAGAAUGGGCAUGUUUUCGCGACCGAUGCGGAACAGAAGUCAUUCAAAAAUACCUGUCCAAGACGUUCGUGGGCCUUAUUUAUUCCUGUAUCCCUGAAAUCCACAGCACAGUUCUCGAAGAGCUCGAAAAAGUUGAGCAUGAAUUAUCUAGCUUACCGAAAGUCAACGAUAAAGCGCAGGUCACCGUGCGUACGCGGCUAAACAGUCUUGAGAAUGGUCUCAGAGGUCUCCUCGAUAAUAGCUCCAACGUCUUCCACAGCCAGUGGAAGGAGUUGUGCAAUCAAUUUUCGAAAGCCCUGGAUGCCAUGAGGCCAAUGUGUGACUGUGCUCACCCGUCAGAUAAACAAGUGAAACCUACAAUCUACGAACUGGAUUCUGACUCAUGCGGAGAAGGCGCUUCGCCGGUCAAGACUUCGCCAGUCAAACUUGUGAAGCGGUCCGGUGAAGAUCUCGGCAAUAUCAUAAGCCCAAAGAAGACCAAACUCGCGCCUAAGGAGGAAACUUCACCUACACUAUCACUGCCCAUAUAUCGACGGCCUGGAGUCGAUGUCGACGAGUGGCGAAAGGCGAACACUCGGUCUAAGGGUGACCUGGGGCCUUUUUGGGAACCAUACACCGAUUGGGGCAAAGGUAUGAUGACACUUUCUACGUUGAAAACCGAGAUAUCUAAGCAGAUACCUGCUGGCGUUCCGGACGGAAGUCUUGAUAAGAUCAAAAGAGAGUAUGCGCUACAAAGCGUUGCUAGAUGGGACGCGCCGCUCCAAACUUUCCUCGCGGCCACUUUCGAUAUUCUAUCUGCGACAUUCCAACAGCAACUCGAUACGGACAUUAAACGCGAGUACAACGAGACAGAAUUUUAUAAGCGCUCACAAGCCAUCAUAGCUAGCUUUCUCAAACGCUCUAAAGAGACACUUCACGAUCAAACGAUGCGUCUAUUCAAAGUAGAGAAAUCUGCUCUCUUCACCAUGAAUAACGCCUCGUUCGAAAACCACAAGAAAAGGGCCCUUGAGUGGUUCAAGGGUCGACGACGAAUGGCGAGGAUUGAGGCAUAUUGCCAAGUGUAUCCAACACCAGCGUAUACAAAAGCCUUAACCUUCAGCCAAGGUGACCCAAGAAGGGAAGAGUUCAUGGCUGAAGUGUACAGCAAGUUCAAGAUGGACAAGCUUGGAGAAGAUAAAUUUCAAUCCGAAAUAGCUCUGGCUUCGUACAUCAGAGCAUACUACAUGACUGCUAGACAACGGUUUUGUGAUUCCGUGUGUGCAGCAGUCAACGCACACUUGAUCGAUGACAUGUUCAAAGCCCUCGAAUAUUAUGUCCAGGCCGAGCUUAAGAUCGAUGAAGGGGGGGAAGUUAGAUGUCAAGAAUUGCUGGCCGGAAAUGCAAAAGUAGUCAAACGCCGGAUGGAGCUGGAAGACAACCGCAAAAGAUUACAGGAGUCUUUGGACUGGAUCAGAAAACUCCGCCAAGACUCAAGUGCUGAUGUUUUAGAUACCACCAUGAAGGAUGGCGAAUAG
Glarea lozoyensis ATCC 20868 is the source of this 2751-nucleotide messenger RNA. RefSeq names its product P-loop containing nucleoside triphosphate hydrolase. Gene Ontology annotation, cellular component: cytoplasm; microtubule; membrane. Gene Ontology annotation, molecular function: GTPase activity; GTP binding; microtubule binding. The record is from RefSeq and is a predicted model, not a curated record. Lineage: Eukaryota; Fungi; Ascomycota; Leotiomycetes; Helotiales; Helotiaceae. Bases 1 to 2751 code for a protein of 916 amino acids. The transcript has 3 exons.